Molecule: messenger RNA, 1449 nt
Organism: Salvia splendens (bonfire salvia)
Lineage: Eukaryota; Viridiplantae; Streptophyta; Magnoliopsida; Lamiales; Lamiaceae
Product: ABC transporter C family member 10
Exons: 5
Biological process (GO): transmembrane transport
Cellular component (GO): membrane
Molecular function (GO): ATPase-coupled transmembrane transporter activity; ATP binding
Source: RefSeq, a predicted model, not a curated record
UAUGGCUUGAUUGGUAGCCCAUACAAUCUCACACACAUACACGUAAAAGCCCAAAAAGGGGAGUUAUCUCAUUUUCUCCACCGCUUGGCAGAGGUUGAAAUAAUCAGACGACCCGGCACAAAAUUCUCGGAUCUCGCAGGGAUUGACAAUAGAUUCGGCGAUUCCUGCAAUUCACUAUCCCAGAAUUUUUGUGAAUCAGCACCAAGCACUCCUCCGACAACUACAGGUCUCGUGGGGCUGUCGCUUUCCUAUGCUUUCGCGCUUACUGGAAUGCAGGUGUUUCUGUCGAGAUGGUAUAGUAGUUUGGCUAACUACAUCGUCUCCGUUGAGAGGAUCAAACAGUACAUGAACAUACCGCCCGAGCCUCUAGCUGUCAUACCAGAUAACAGACCACCAGCUUCAUGGCCUCAAAAGGGUAGAAUCGAGCUGCUCGAAUUGAAGAUAAUGCUCCAGUAGUCCUCAAGGGGAUCACCUGCACUUUCGAAGAAGGGAAACAGGUGGGGGUCGUGGGAAGGAUCGGGAGUGGGAAAAUCACGCUGAUCAGCGCAUUGUUUCGUCUCAUUGAGCCUCAUGGCUGGCGGAUACUCGUGGAUGGGCUCGAUAUUUGCUCUAUAGGCCUUCGAGAUCUAAGGCUGAAACUCAGCAUUAUCCCUCAAGAGCCAACUCUGUUUAGAGGAACUGUUAGAGCAAAUCUUGAUCCAUUAGGCCUUUACUCUGAUGAUAAGAUUUGGAAGGUGAAUUCUAUCAUUAAUAAUUUAAUAUCAAUGCAUGCACUUUUAUUUAUUUAUGGUUAAUCUGAUUGAUUACUGAUUGAUGGGCCCUUGAAAAAUGCCAACUUAAGUCAACAAUCAGUGAACUACCAAACUUACUAGAAUCUUCUGGUAAGACUAAUGUGGCAAAAAAUGAAUGAAUGAAAUGAUUGGUAGUGAUUGAGAUUGGUUUGAUUUGAUUCAGUGAGUGAUGAAGGGGAGAACUGGAGCAUGGGGCAGAGGCAACUCUUUUGCCUAGGAAGGGUCCUUUUGAAGAGGAACAAGAUCUUGGUUCUCGACGAGGCGACCGCCUCAAUUGACUCGAACACGGAUGCCAUUUUGCAGAGGAUCAUCAGGGAGGAGUUCUCCGACUGCACAGUGAUAACUGUGGUGCAUCGCGUUCCAAUUGUGAUUGACAGCGACAUGGUGCUGGUCUUGUCUUAUGGGAAGUUGGAGUAUGAUGAACCUUGAAGGCUUAUGGAGAUUAAUUCUUCAUUUUCGAAGCUUGUGGCUGAGUAUUAAGUGUUAAGAAGAAUCAUUAGGAGGAGUACAUGAUAACUCAAUUCGGUUCGGUUUCAAUUUUAAAAAGAUUUGUUUUUAUUAAUUUUGGAACGCUCAUCCCUAGUAAUUUGGUCCUUGCUGAAUAAGGGUAUAAAUUGUGAUACUUUAUUUAUAUUUUAAAAUUGAAUUAAUAAUCGAA